GCCAGCCAGAGUGCAGGCUGCUGGGCAGGAUCCGUGCCGGUCCUGGGCCGUGAGAGGUGGGUGAGACCUGGUGGCCCCUGCCCCACCAUCUGAGUCCCUGGUCUGUGUGCUGCUCUGAGUCCCCGGUUGAGACAGAAGCCCCCAUAGGGAGGACCUGGUGCUGUCCUGGAAGCAGUGGGGGUGACCUCAGGUCUCCGCCCUUCCCCUCCCCUUCCACCAUGGAUCACUCCUCAUUCAGUGGUGCGCCCCGAUUCCUGACCCGGCCCAAGGCCUUUGUGGUGUCUGUGGGUAAGGACGCCACGCUGAGCUGCCAGAUUGUGGGCAACCCCACGCCACAAGUGAACUGGGAAAAGGACCAGCAGCCGGUGGAGGCAGGCACUCGCUUCCGCCUGGCCCAGGAUGGCGACCAGUACCGCCUCACGAUCCUGGACCUGGCUGUAGGAGACAGCGGACAAUACCUGUGCCGCGCGCGCAAUGCCAUCGGCGAGGCCUUCGCAGCAGUGGGCCUCCAGGUAAACGCCGAGGCCGCGUGUGCAGAGCAGGUGCCCCACUUCUUGCUGCGGCCCACGUCCAUCCGCGUGCGUGAGGGCGAGGAAGCCACCUUCUGCUGCCGUGUGCGCGGCUCACCGCCUAUGGCAGUGAGCUGGGCCAAGGAUGGGAGGCGCCUGGGAGUUCCUGAUGCCCCGCGAAUGACUGUGGAGGCCAGUGGCGAGGCGAGUGCGCUGCGCAUCCAGGACGCGCGGCCCCGCGAUGGUGGAACCUACACGGUGCGCGCUGAGAACCCACUGGGCACCGCCAGCGCCGACGCUGCGCUUACAGUAGACGCGGAUGCUGGCUCCGCAGGCCCGCCUGGGACUUCUACAGCCGCGCUCUUGGCGCACCUGCAGCUUCGGCGCGAGGCCAUGUGGGCUGAGAGAGCCCCAGCCUCACCACCAGGUUCGGGCACACGCACCUGCACGGUGACCGAGGGCAAGCACGCGCGCCUCAGCUGCUACGUGACGGGUGAGCCCAAGCCGGAGACGGUGUGGAAGAAGGAUGGGCAGUUGGUUGCUGAGGGCCGGCGACACGUGGUGUACGAGGACGCUCAGGAAAACUUUGUGCUCAAGAUUCUUUUCUGCAAGCAGUCGGACCGUGGCCUCUACACCUGCACAGCAUCCAACCUCGUGGGCCAAACCUACAGCUCUGUGCUGGUCGUUGUUAGAGAACCUGUGGUGCCCUUCAAGACCCGACUGCAGGACCUGGAGGUGCAGGAGAAGGGGUCGGCCACGUUCCGGUGUGAGGUGCCACUGCUGACCAUGCAGGCUCUAUGGUACAAGGAAGAUACGAGGCUGUGGGCCGGCACCAAGUAUGCCAUUGAGGAGGAGGGCAUGGAGCGCCGGCUGACUGUGCACAACACCUCGGCUGACGAUGAUGCUGUGUACAUCUGUGAGACAGCUGAGGGCAGUCGCACUGUGGCUGAGCUCGCAGUACUAGGCAACCUCACCAGGAAGCUCCCGAGAAAGACAGUGGUGCGAGUUGGGGACACUGCCCUGUUCUGCGUGGAGCUGGCCAGGCCAGAGGGCCCUGUCCACUGGCUCUGGAACCAGAAAGAGGUGGUGGCUGGAGGUCGUGUGGUCAUUACCGCUGAAAGCACACGCCACACGCUGACCAUCGCCCAGUGCAGCCUGGAAGAUGUGGGCGAGGUGGCCUUUGUGGCUGGGGACUGCCGAACAUCCACACAGUUCUGCGUGUCAGCCCCUAGGAAGCCACCACCGCACCCCCCUGAGGCCCCUGUGGUGAAGGCCAAGACAGAGAGUUCUGUGACUCUCAGCUGGUCCCCACCACUCUGUGUGGACCGCCCUGUUACCAUCGAUGGCUACCUGGUGGAGAAGAAGAGACUGGGCUCCUAUAGCUGGAGCCGGUGCCAUGAGACUGAGUGGGUGGCCACGCCUGAGGUGACUGUGGCCUGCGUGACUGAGGAGGGAGACUACCAAUUCCGGGUGUCAGCUGUGAACAGCUUUGGCCAGAGCGCCUACCUUGAGUUCCCGGGGACCAUCCACCUGGCCCCUCAGCUAGCUGUGAAGACGCCUCUGAAGGCGGUAGAGGCAGUGGAGGGCAGUGAGGUGAUCUUCUUUGUGGACCUCACUUUGGCCUCAGUGGGCAAGUGGUUCUUGGACAGGCAGGCUCUGAAGGCCAGCAGCAUGUAUAUGAUCCUCUGUGAUGGCAUCCGGCACGCCCUCACUAUCCACUCAGUGCCUGCCAGCUUGCACUGUGCUGAACUCAAGUUCGUGGCCAAUGGCUUUGAGAGCAGUAUCUGCAUGGAGGUCUGAGUGGCCCCAGGGCUGAGCACCAACCAUCCAGCAGAAGUUCGGGAGGUGCUGGCCCGGCUGCAUGAGGAGGCACAGCUCCUGGCUGAGCUGUCAGACCAGGUGGCAACCGUGACAUGGCUCAAGGAUGGCCGAGCACUACCCCCAGGCCCCAAGUACCAGGUGCAGACUUUGGCAGGGCAGUGGGCACUACUGGUGCGAGACGUGGCACAAGAUGACGCCGGCCUGUACGAGUGUGUCAGCCGUGGGGACCGCAUCACUUACCAGCUGUCAGUGCAAGGACUCACACCCUUUCUGCACAAGGACUCAGCCGGUGGCUGCUUGGACACUGUGACAGGGGGCCCAGCCUACUUUGAGUGUGAGACUGUGGAGGCCCACGUGCCUGUGUGCUGGGUCAAGGAUGGUGUGGAGCUCAGCUUCUCUGGCUCCUUCUCGCAAGAGGACAUGGGCACGCGGCACCAGCUGGUGGCCGACUCAGUCAGCAGGCAGGACUAGGGCACCUAUUCAUGUCGUGUGGGCGAGCACUCUGUGGAUUUCCAGCUGCACAUUUGCAAGCCCUCGGUGGUAUUUGCCAAGGAGCAGCCAGCACGCAGUCAGGUGCAGGCCGAGGCGGGGGCCAGCGCCACGCUGAGCUGCAAGGUGGCCCAGGCCCAGACGCAGGUGACGUGGUACAAGGACGGCAAGAAGCUGAGUGGGAGCUCGAAAGUGCGCGUGGAGGCCUCGGACUGCACCCGGUGGCUGGUGCUGCCGCAGGCAGGGAAGGCGGACUCCGGGGAGUACAGCUGUGAGACUGGGGGCCAGAGGGUCACCUUCAGCCUGGAUGAGCCCACAGUGGUGUUUGCCAAGGAGCAGGCGGCACGCAGUCAGGUGCAGGCCGAGGCGGGGGCCAGCGCCACGCUGAGCUGCGAGGUGGCCCAGGCCCAGACGCAGGUGACGUGGUACAAGGACGGCAAGAAGCUGAGUGGGAGCUCGAAAGUGCGCGUGGAGGCCUCGGGCUGCACCCGGCGGCUGGUGCUGCCGCAGGCAGGGAAGGCGGACUGCGGGGAGUACAGCUGCGAGGCCGGGGGCCAGAAGGUCACCUUCAGCCUGGAUGUCUCAGAGCCCACGGUGGUGUUUGCCAAGGAGCAGCCGGCAUGCAGUCAGGUGCAGGCCGAGGCGGGGGCCAGCGCCACGCUGAGCUGCGAGGUGGCCCAGGCCCAGACGCAGGUGACGUGGUACAAGGACGGCAAGAAGCUGAGUGGGAGCUCGAAAGUGCGCGUGGAGGCCUCGGGCUGCACCCGGCGGCUGGUGCUGCCGCAGGCAGGGAAGGCGGACUGCGGGGAGUACAGCUGCGAGGCCGGGGGCCAGAAGGUCACCUUCAGCCUGGAUGUCUCAGAGCCCACGGUGGUGUUUGCCAAGGAGCAGCCGGCACGCAGUCAGGUGCAGGCCGAGGCGGGGGCCAGCGCCACGCUGAGCUGCGAGGUGGCCCAGGCCCAGACGCAGGUGACGUGGUACAAGGACGGCAAGAAGCUGAGUGGGAGCUCGAAAGUGCGCGUGGAGGCCUCGGGCUGCACCCGGCGGCUGGUGCUGCCGCAGGCAGGGAAGGCGGACUGCGGGGAGUACAGCUGCGAGGCCGGGGGCCAGAAGGUCACCUUCAGCCUGGAUGUCUCAGAGCCCACGGUGGUGUUUGCCAAGGAGCAGCCGGCACGCAGUCAGGUGCAGGCCGAGGCGGGGGCCAGCGCCACGCUGAGCUGCGAGGUGGCCCAGGCCCAGACGCAGGUGACGUGGUACAAGGACGGCAAGAAGCUGAGUGGGAGCUCGAAAGUGCGCGUGGAGGCCUCGGGCUGCACCCGGCGGCUGGUGCUGCCGCAGGCAGGGAAGGCGGACUGCGGGGAGUACAGCUGCGAGGCCGGGGGCCAGAAGGUCACCUUCAGCCUGGAUGUCUCAGAGCCCACGGUGGUGUUUGCCAAGGAGCAGGCGGCACGCAGUCAGGUGCAGGCCGAGGCGGGGGCCAGCGCCACGCUGAGCUGCGAGGUGGCCCAGGCCCAGACGCAGGUGACGUGGUACAAGGACGGCAAGAAGCUGAGUGGGAGCUCGAAAGUGCGCGUGGAGGCCUCGGGCUGCACCCGGCGGCUGGUGCUGCCGCAGGCAGGGAAGGCGGACUGCGGGGAGUACAGCUGCGAGGCCGGGGGCCAGAAGGUCACCUUCAGCCUGGAUGUCUCAGAGCCCACGGUGGUGUUUGCCAAGGAGCAGGCGGCACGCAGUCAGGUGCAGGCCGAGGCGGGGGCCAGCGCCACGCUGAGCUGCGAGGUGGCCCAGGCCCAGACGCAGGUGACGUGGUACAAGGACGGCAAGAAGCUGAGUGGGAGCUCGAAAGUGCGCGUGGAGGCCUCGGGCUGCACCCGGCGGCUGGUGCUGCCGCAGGCAGGGAAGGCGGACUGCGGGGAGUACAGCUGCGAGGCCGGGGGCCAGAAGGUCACCUUCAGCCUGGAUGUCUCAGAGCCCACGGUGGUGUUUGCCAAGGAGCAGCCGGCACGCAGUCAGGUGCAGGCCGAGGCGGGGGCCAGCGCCACGCUGAGCUGCGAGGUGGCCCAGGCCCAGACGCAGGUGACGUGGUACAAGGACGGCAAGAAGCUGAGUGGGAGCUCGAAAGUGCGCGUGGAGGCCUCGGGCUGCACCCGGCGGCUGGUGCUGCCGCAGGCAGGGAAGGCGGACUGCGGGGAGUACAGCUGCGAGGCCGGGGGCCAGAAGGUCACCUUCAGCCUGGAUGUCUCAGAGCCCACGGUGGUGUUUGCCAAGGAGCAGCCGGCACGCAGUCAGGUGCAGGCCGAGGCGGGGGCCAGCGCCACGCUGAGCUGCGAGGUGGCCCAGGCCCAGACGCAGGUGACGUGGUACAAGGACGGCAAGAAGCUGAGUGGGAGCUCGAAAGUGCGCGUGGAGGCCUCGGGCUGCACCCGGCGGCUGGUGCUGCCGCAGGCAGGGAAGGCGGACUGCGGGGAGUACAGCUGCGAGGCCGGGGGCCAGAAGGUCACCUUCAGCCUGGAUGUCUCAGAGCCCACGGUGGUGUUUGCCAAGGAGCAGCCGGCACGCAGUCAGGUGCAGGCCGAGGCGGGGGCCAGCGCCACGCUGAGCUGCGAGGUGGCCCAGGCCCAGACGCAGGUGACGUGGUACAAGGACGGCAAGAAGCUGAGUGGGAGCUCGAAAGUGCGCGUGGAGGCCUCGGGCUGCACCCGGCGGCUGGUGCUGCCGCAGGCAGGGAAGGCGGACUGCGGGGAGUACAGCUGCGAGGCCGGGGGCCAGAAGGUCACCUUCAGCCUGGAUGUCUCAGAGCCCACGGUGGUGUUUGCCAAGGAGCAGCCGGCACGCAGUCAGGUGCAGGCCGAGGCGGGGGCCAGCACCACGCUGAGCUGCGAGGUGGCCCAGGCCCAGACGCAGGUGACGUGGUACAAGGACGGCAAGAAGCUGAGUGGGAGCUCGAAAGUGCGCGUGGAGGCCUCGGGCUGCACCCGGCGGCUGGUGCUGCCGCAGGCAGGGAAGGCGGACUGCGGGGAGUACAGCUGCGAGGCCGGGGGCCAGAAGGUCACCUUCAGCCUGGAUGUCUCAGGUCAUGUGGCCGUGUUUCGAAAGCCCACGGUGGUGUUUGCCAAGGAGCAGCCGGCACACAGUCAGGUGCAGGCCGAGGCGGGGGCCAGCGCCACGCUGAGCUGCGAGGUGGCCCAGGCCCAGACGCAGGUGACGUGGUACAAGGACGGCAAGAAGCUGAGUGGGAGCUCGAAAGUGCGCGUGGAGGCCUCGGGCUGCACCCGGCGGCUGGUGCUGCCGCAGGCAGGGAAGGCGGACUGCGGGGAGUACAGCUGCGAGGCCGGGGGCCAGAAGGUCACCUUCAGCCUGGAUGUCUCAGAGCCCACGGUGGUGUUUGCCAAGGAGCAGGCGGCACGCAGUCAGGUGCAGGCCGAGGCGGGGGCCAGCACCACGCUGAGCUGCGAGGUGGCCCAGGCCCAGACGCAGGUGACGUGGUACAAGGACGGCAAGAAGCUGAGUGGGAGCUCGAAAGUGCGCGUGGAGGCCUCGGGCUGCACCCGGUGGCUGGUGCUGCCGCAGGCAGGGAAGGCGGACUGCGGGGAGUACAGCUGCGAGGCCGGGGGCCAGAAGGUCACCUUCAGCCUGGAUGUCAUAGAGCCAGAGCCUGAACCUGCAGCCCUGGAGAGACCAGGCCGCAGGGAGCUUCUGGUGGUUAGGGAACACGAGGAUAUUGUCCUGACUGCCGUGCUGCCCACACCCUCUGUGGCUGUGGUGACUUGGCUCAAGGAUGGCGUGGAGAUUCGACGCAGCAAGCGGCAUGAGACGGCCAGCCUGGGGGACACACACACCCUGACCGUGCGCAGCGCACAGACACUGGACAGCGCCAUCUACAGCUGCCGCGUGGGCGCUGAGGGGCAGGACUUCCCAGUGCAGGUGGAAGAGGUGGCUGCCAAGUUCUGCCGGCCCCUGGAGCCUGUGAGCGGGGAGCUGGGUGGCACUGUGACGCUGACCUGCGAGCUGAGACCGGAGCAGGCGGAGGUGCUGUGGCGCUGCAGAAGCACACAGCUGCGGGCGGGCAAGCGCUUCCAGAUGGCAGCCGUGGGGCCUCUGCGCUCGCUCACCGUGUCAGCCCUCAGGGUGGAGGAUGCGGGCGAAUACGUGUGCGAGAGCCGCGACGACCGCACUAGCACCCAGCUCACAGUCUGUGUCCCCCGCGAGGUCAAGUUCACGUCCGGGCUGAGCACUGUGGUUGCAGAGGAGGGCCUUGAGGCCACCUUCCAGUGUGUGGUGACCCCCAGCGACGCAGCCGUCACGUGGUUCCGGGAGGGCGUCCAGCUGCAGCCCAGCGAGAAGUUUCUCAUAUCACAGAGCGGCGCCAGCCACAGCUUGACCAUCUCCUGUGUGGCCCUGGAGGACGCAGGGGAGAUCACCGCGGAGGCUGAGGGUGUCACAUCCUCGGCUGUCCUCCGGGUCCGAGAGGCUCCUGUGCUGUUCAAGAAGAAGCUGGAGCCACAGACAGUGGAGGAGUGGGGUUCCGUGACCAUGGUGGUGGAGCUGACUAGGCCUUGGCCAGAGGUCAAGUGGACACGCAACGCCAUGGUCCUGGCCCCAGGCGAGAAGGUGGAGAUCCAUGCAGAGGGCACGAGUCACUCCCUGGUCCUCCACAGUGUGGGUUUUGCUGACCGUGGCUUCUAUGGCUGUGAGACACCAGAUGACAAGACGCAGGCUAAGCUCACAGUGGAAAUGCGCCAGGUCCGGCUCCUGCGGGGCCUGCAAGCAGUGGAGGUACAGGAGCAGGGCUCAGCCAUCAUGGAGGUGGAGCUGUCUCAUGCCAGUGUGGAGGGCAGCUGGACGCGCGAUGGCCUUCGGGUGAAGCCAGGGCCCUCGUGCCACCUGGCAGUGCAAGGCCCCAUCCACACACUCACACUGUCUGAGCUGCGGCCACAGGACGGUGGUCUCAUUGCCUUCAAAGCUGAGGGCGUGCACACAUCUGCUCGGCUCGUGGUAACUGAGCUGCCUGUGAGGUUCAGCCGCCUGCUGAAAGAUGUUGUGGCCACAGAAAAGGACAAAGUGACCCUGGAGUGUGAGCUGUCCCGUCCCAAUGUGGAUGUGCGCUGGCUGAAGGAUGGUGUGGAGCUGCAGGUUGGCAAGACAGUGGGCAUGGCAGCCCAGGGUACCUGCCGGACCCUCAUCAUUUAUCAGUGUGCCUUUGGGGACCAGGGCGUGUAUGUGUGUGAUGCCCAUGAGGCUCAGACCUCGGCCUCUCUGAAGGUGCAAGGCCGCAAUGUCCAGAUCCUGAGGCCCUUGGAGGAUGUGGAGGUGACAGAGAAGGAGAGUGCCACCUUCUCCUGCGAGGUCUCCCAUGACGAGGUGCUAACCCAGUGGUUCUGGGAGGGCAGUAAGCUUCGGCCCAGUGACAACGUGCGCAUCCGCCAGGAAGGGAGGACAUACACACUCAUCUACCGGAGGGUCCUGGUGGAAGAUGCAGGAGAAAUCCGAUUUGUGGCCGAAAAUGCAGAAUCUCGAGCUCAGCUCCGAGUGAGAGAGCUGCCAGUGUCCAUCCUGCGCCCACUCCGGGACAAGAUCGCCAUGGAGAAGCACCGUGGCAUACUUGAGUGCCAGAUGUCACGGGCCAGCGCCCAGGUGCGGUGGUUCAAGGGUGGCGUGGAACUGUGGCCCGGACCCAAGUACGAGAUGGUCAGUGAUGGCCUCUACCGAAAGCUGGUCAUCAAUGACGUGCAGCCCAAUGAUGAGGACACUUAUACAUGUGAUGCUGGCGAUGUAAAGACAAGUGCCCAGUUCUUUGUGGAAGAGCAAUCCAUCACCAUCGUGCGGGGCCUGCAGGACAUGACAGUGAUGGAGCCCGCCCCUGCCUGGUUUGAGUGCGAGACCUCUAUCCCAUCUGUUCGGUUGCCUAAGUGGCUGCUAGGGAAGACGCUGCUGCAGGCUGGGGCAGACGUGGGCAUGGAGCAGGAAGGCACAGUGCACCGGCUGACGCUACGGCGCACCUGCUCUACCAUGACCGGGCCAGUGCACUUCACCAUUGGCAAGUCUCGCUCCACCGCCCACCUGGUCGUCUCAGACAUCCCUGUGGUGCUUACCCGGCCACUGGAGCCUAAGACUGGACGAGAGCUGCAGUCAGUGGUCCUGUCCUGUGACUUCAAACCACCCCCGAAGGCCGUGCAGUGGUACAAGGAGGACACACCCCUGGUGCCAUCCGACAAGUUCAAAAUGAGUCUGGAGGGUCACAUGGCAGAGCUGCGCAUCCUGCGGCUCACGCCCACCGAUGCUGGCGUCUACCGGUGCCAGGCCGGCAAUGCCCAGAGCAGCACCCAAGUCACCGUGGAAGUGCGGGAGGUGAUGGUGACGCAGCCACUGCAGGACGUAGAGGCCACAGAGGAGGGUCGUGCCUGCUUCUCGUUGGAGCUUUCCCAUGAGGAUGAAGAGGUGGAGUGGUCGCUCAAUGGGACACCCCUCUACAAUGACAGUUUCCACGAAAUUACCCACAAGGGCCGCCGCCACACGCUGGUGCUGAAACGGGUCAGGCGGUCGGACACCGGCAUGGUGUGCGCCUCUUCCCCCAAGGUGACGGCCUCUGCUCACCUGGAGGUCAGAGUGAAACCGGUGGUGUUCCUGAGGGCGCUGGAUGAUGUGUCUGUGGAGGAGCGGGGCUCUCUGGCCCUGCAGUGUGAGGUCUCUGACCCCGACGCCUGCGUGGUGUGGCGCAAGGAUGGCGUAGAGCUGGGCCCCAGUGACAAGUAUGACUUUCUGCAAACGGCGGGCACACGCGGUCUAGUGGUGCACGACCUGAGUAAGGAUGACACGGGCCUGUACACCUGCCACCUAGGCACUGAGGAGACCCGGGCGCAGGUCAACGUACAGGACCUGCACGUGGGUAUCACCAAGAGGCUGAAGACGGUGGAGGUGCUAGAAGGUGAGGGCUGCAGCUUUGAGUGCAUCCUGUCCCAUGAGGACACAGGCGACACUGCCACGUGGACAGUCGGCGGAAAGACAGUGGGUGACUCUGGCCGCUUCCAGGCUACGCGCCAGGGCCGAAAGUUCACCCUGGCUGUGCAAGAGGUGGUGCCGGGUGACAGCGGGGAGGUGGUCUUCACUGUGCGGGGCCUCACCUCCAGGGCCUCACUCAUCGUCAGAGAAAAGCCAGCGGACAUAACAAAACCCCUGGAGGACCAGCGGGCUGUGCCAGGGGAGGAUGUGGUACUGAGUUGUGAGCUGUCACGGGCAGGCGCCCCAGUGCGCUGGCUGAAGGAAGGGAAAGCCAUUCGCAAGAGUCAGAAGUAUGACCUGCUCAGUGAGGGCACUCGGGCUGUGCUGGUGGUCCACACAGCCUCGAUCAAGGAUUCUGGAGAGUACACGUGUGAGACAGAAGUUUCUAAGAGCACGGCUAGCCUCCGCGUGGAAGAAAUGGCAAACCGGUUCACAGAGGAGCUGGUGGAUCUGCGGGUAGAGGAGAAAGGCACGGCUGUGUUCACUUGCAAGACAGAGCGCCCUGCAGCCACAGUGACCUGGCGCAAAGGUCUCUCCGAGCUGCGUGCCUCAGAGAAGCAUGCACCCAGCCAAGAGGGCAAGACUCUGAGGCUCACCAUCAGCUCUCUGGAGAAGGCGGAUGACGACACCUACACUUGUGACAUCGGCCAGGCAAAGUCCCAGGCACGGCUCCUGGUGCAAGGUCAGAGAGUACUCAUCGUGGAGGAGCUUGGGGAUGCUGAAGUGCAGGAGGGCUCCUCAGCCACCUUCAAGUGCCGCAUCUCCCCUGCUGACUGCGGACCCGUCCACUGGUUCCUGGACAAGACACCCCUACAUGCCAAUGAGCUCAAUGAGAUUGAGGCCCAGUCGGGUGGCUGCCAUGUGCUCACUCUGCGGCAGCUUGCGCUCAAAGACUCGGGUACUGUCCACUUCGAAGCUGGCGACCAGCGGUCCUCAGCCACGCUGCGGGUCACAGAGAAGCCAAGUGUCUUCUCCCAGGAGCUCAAGGAUGCCACAGUCAUGGAGGGGGAGGAUCUGACCCUGGUCUGUAAGACCACUGUCCCGGACAACCCUGUGCACUGGACCAAGGAUGGGCGAACCCUGCGGGUAUCAGCCCGGUGCCAGCUGAGCCGUGAGGGCCACCACGCCCAGCUGGUCAUCACUGACACCACCUUGCAGGACAGUGGGCGCUACAAGUGUGAGGCUGGGGGUGCCUGGAGCAGCUCCAUUGUCAGGGUCCACGCACGGCCGGUGCAGUUCCAGGAGGGGCUGAAGGACAUGGAGGUGCUGGAGGGCGGGGCGGCUACACUGUGUUGUAAGCUGUCGUCUGUGGCUGUGCCUGUGGAGUGGCACCGAGAGGAUGAGGUUCUGCGGCCAGGAGGCAAGUACAGCAUGCGGCAGAGGGGCGCCACACUGGAGCUGGUGGUCCAGGACCUGCAGCCCCAUGACAGUGGGCGGUACUCCUGUCACUUUGGGGACCAGACAACCUCAGCCAUGCUUACUGUGAAGGCCUCGCCUGCUAAGUUCAUAGGAAGAAUGAAAAGCAAGGAGGCCACAGAAGGGGCCACGGCCACCCUGCACUGUGAGCUGAGCAAGGCAGCCCCUGUGGAGUGGAGGAAGGGGCCCGAGACCCUCAGAGCUGGGGACAGAGUCAGCCUGAGGCAGGACGGGGCCGUGUGUGAGCUGGAGAUCCGGGACCUGGCUCUGACUGAUACUGGGGAGUACUCGUGCGUGUGUGGGCAGGAGAGGACAUCGGCCACGCUCACCAUCAGAGCCCCACAGCUGGUAUUCAGAGAGCCCUUGAGGAGCCUGCAGGCUGAAGAAGGCACGUGGGCCAGCCUGCAGUGUGAGCUGUGGGAGCCCAGUGCUGUGGUCUGGAGCAAGGGUGGCUUGGAGCUACAGGCCAGUGAGCGCCUGGAGCCACGGCAGCAGGGUUGCUUGGUGGAGCUGGUACUGCAAGACCUGUGCCGGGAGGAUGCAGGCGAGUACACCUGCACUUGUGGCUCCCAGGCCACCAGCGCCACCCUCACUGUCACAGCUGCACCUGUGCGGUUCCUCCAGGAGCUACAGGCCCAGGAGGUGGAUGAGGGUGCGGUGGCAUGCUUGCGCUGUGAGCUGAGCCAGGCAGGCGCCAGUGUGGAGUGGCGCAAGGGCAUGCUACAACUCUUCCCCUGCACCAAGUAUCAGAUGGUGCAGGAGGGUGUGACUGUGGAGCUGCUGGUGCAUGGUGUGGAGCAGGAGGACAGUGGCUACUAUACCUGUGACACAGGCCACACUCAGAGUACCGCCAGACUCUCGGUCCGAGCCCCUAGGCCUGUCUUCCAGACUGAGCUGCAGGACACAGAGCAGGAGGUGGGCAGCCUGGCCCGGCUGUGCUGCCAGCUGAGCCAAGUGGAGCCCAGGGCCCCUGUGCAGUGGCUCAAGGAGGGUGUGGAGCUGCACGCAGGCCCCAAAUAUGAGAUGCAUCACCAGGGGGUCAUGUGUGAGCUGCUAAUCCAUGGGCUUGAGGCCAAGGACUCUGGCGAGUACACCUGUGUGGUGGGUGGCCAGAAAACCACGGCCUCUGUCAAGGUCAGAGCCCCCAAGGUGACCAUUCUGAAGCCCCUGCAAGACGUGCAGCUCAGUGAGGGCCAGGACGCCCACUUCCGAUGCCAGCUGUCCAGGGCCUCUAGCCAGGAGGCCUGCUGGGCCCUGGAAGGGGUGCCGCUGCAGGCCAAUGAAAUGAAUGACAUUACAGUGGAGCAAGGCACAGUCCACUCGCUCACUCUUCACAAGGUGACCCUGGAGGAUGCUGGAACCAUCAGUUUCCGAGUGGGAUCAUGUAGCUCAGAGGCCCAGCUGAAGGUCACAGCCAAGAAUACAGUGGUGCGAGGCCUGGAGAACGUCGAGGCGCUGGAGGGAGGCGAAGCCCUGUUCGAGUGCCAGCUUUCCCAGCCAGAGGUGGCUACCCACUCUUGGCUGCUGGAUGACAAGCCAGUGCACAGCUCCGAGAACAUUGAGGUGGUCUACUUCGAGAAUGGCCUGAGGCACCUGCUCCUGCUGAAAAACCUGCGGCCUCAGGACAGCUGCCGGGUGACCUUCCUGGCAGGAGAUGUGGUGACGUCUGCGUUCCUCACCGUCAGAGGCUGGCGCUUGGAGGUCCUGGAGCCCCCGAGGGACAUGGCUGUGCAGAUGGGAAGCCAGGCCCACUUUAGCUGCACGCUCAGCGAGGUGGUGCUGGUGGGCGAGGCAACCUGGUACAUCAACGGGGCAGCAGUGCAACUUGAUGAUGCCAACUGGACAGUUACCGCAGAUGGCAGCCACCACACACUGCUGCUGCACUGUGCCCAGCUGCACCACGCUGGCGAGGUCACCUUCGCUGCCCGUGACGCUGUGGUUUCUGCGCGGCUUACCGUGCUGGGCCUCCCUGAUCCCCCGGAGGAUGCUGAGGUGGUGGGGCGCAGUGACCACUCUGUGACGCUGUCCUGGGCAGCACCCACCAAUGAUGGUGGCAGAGGCCUCUGCGGUUACCAGGUGGAGAUGAAGGCAUCUGCCACAGGCGAGUGGCGGCUGUGCCACAAGCUGGUGCCUGGGCCUGAGUGCAUUGUGGAUGGCCUGGCCCCCGGGGAGACCUAUCGCUUCCGUGUGGCAGCAGUGGGCCCUGCAGGGGCCGGAGAGCCCGUGCACCUGCCCCAGAUGGUGAGGCUAGAGCCCCCGGAACCUGCGCCUGUGCCCCCUUCUCCUGAGAGCCGUCAGGUGGUAGCGGGCGAGGACUUGUGUCUGGAGUGUGAGGUGGCAGAGGCUGGUGAGGUUGUCUGGCUGAAGGAGACGGAGCGCAUCCAGUUUGGUGGGCGCUUCCAGGCCAUCUCCCAUGGUCGGCGGCAGACACUGGUGAUCCGUGGCUUCUCGGCGGAGGACCAGGGACAGUACUGCUGCCGCCUGGCCAGGGACCCGAUCUCUGCCGCUACCAUCACCUUCCAGGUGGUGCUGACCCCAGGAUCUGGGGAUGAGGUCCCUGCACAGCCCAGCCUGCCCCCCGAGGCAGCCCAGGAAGGCGACCUGCACCUGCUGUGGGAGGCUUUGGCUCGGAAGCGCCGCAUGAGCCGAGAGCCCACACUAGACUCCAUCAGCGAGCUGCCAGAGGAAGAUGGGCGCCUGCUAUACCAGCAGCAGGAGGCAGAGGACGCGGCCCCUGACCUCUCGGAGGAUUAUUCCACAGCUGAUGAGCUGGCACGCACAGGCGAGGCUGACCUGUCACAUACCAGCUCUGACGAUGAGUCCCGGGCAGGCACUCCUUCUCUGGUCACUUAUCUCAAGAAGGCUGGGAAGCCUGGUUCCUCUCCACUGGCCAGCAAGGUCAGGGCCCCAGCAGCCCCCUCUGGAAAGCUGCAGAAGCAGCAGAAGCAGCCGGCCACAGUGUGCUUGCCGCCAGAAGAGUGGAGUAGUGAGGGCCUCGCCGACCCAUCCCUGGACAAGGCAGCUGUGAAGAUCCAGGCUGCCUUCAAGGGCUACAGAGUGCGGAAGGAAAUGAGGCAACAGGAGGGGCCCAUAUUCCGUAGCACAUUUGGGGACACUGAAGCUCAGGUGGGGGAUGUCUUGCGUCUGGAGUGUGUAGUAUCCAGCAAGGCAGACGUGCAGGCUCACUGGCUGAAGGAUGGUGUGGAGCUGACUGAUGGCCGACACCACCACAUUGACCAGCUCAAGGAUGGCACCUGCUCUCUACUGGUCACUGGUGUGGGCCAAGCUGAUGCUGGCUGCUACACCUGCCAGGUGAGCAGCAAGUUUGGCCGUGCAGUCCACAGCGCCCGGGUGGUCAUCAGCGGGACAGAGAGUGAGGCUGAGAGCUCCUCUGGCAGUGAGCUGGAUGACGCCUUCCGCCGGGCAGCCCGGCGGCUCCACCAUCUCUUCUGCACCAAGGGCCCAGCAGAGAUUUCAGAUGAGGAGAUCUUCUUGAGUGCGGAUGAGGGCUUAGCAGAGUCCGAGCAACCUGGGGACUGGCAGACAUACCGAGAAGAUGAACACUCGGUCUGCAUCCGCUUCAAGACAUUGGCUGAGGCCCGCCGGGCAGCUACCCACUUCCAGGAGAUGUUCCAAAUGCUGGGCAUUGGGGUGGACAUCAGCCUGUCAGAGGAGGGGCACCAGGGGGUGGAAAUACGCAUCACCAAGGUGUCCCUCAUCCCUGUGGCGCCUUUGGAGCCAGUGCCCAGCUUGUGCACCACAGAGUCCGCCCCAGUGUUCCUGACUGAGCUGCAGAACCAGGAGGUGCUGGAUGGGUAUCCUGUGAGCUUCGACUGCGUGGUGACGGGUCAACCAGUGCCCAGCGUACGCUGGUUCAAGGAUGGGAGGGUACUGGAGGAAGACGACCACUACAUGAUCAGUGAUGACCAGCAGGGCGGCCAUCAGCUCAUCAUUACGGCUGUGGUACCUGCAGACAUGGGUGUCUACCGCUGCCUGGCUGAGAACAGCAUGGGUGUAUCCUCCACCAAGGCUGAGCUCCGAGUGGACUUGACCAGCACUGACUACGACACUGCCGCAGAUGCCACAGAGACCUCGUCCUACUUCAGUGCCCAAGGCUACCUGUCCAGCCAUGAGCAGGAGGGUGCAGAGUCUACGUCAGAGGAGGGACAACUGCCCCAGAUAGUGGAGGAGUUGAAAGACCUCCAGGUGGCUCCUGGCACACGCCUGGCCAAGUUCCAGCUCAAGGUGAAAGGCUACCCGGUGCCCCGCCUAUACUGGUUCAAAGACGGGCAGCCCCUGGCUGCUUCCACACACAUUCACAUGGUGGACAAGAAGACACUGCACACCCUGGAGAUCUUCUCAGUCACUGGUGAGGACGCUGGCCAGUACUCAGCCUAUGUCAGCAACACCGUGGGUGCUGCCUACUCAUCUGCUCGGCUCCUGGUCCGAGGCCCCAGUGACCCAGAGGAGAAGCCAGCAGCAGUUGUGCAGCAACAGCUGGUACCGCCCCGAUUCCUGGAGAAGUUCACCUCCAAGAAGGUGAAGAAGGGCUCCAGCAUCACUUUCUCCGUGAAGGUUGAAGGUCUGCCAGCGCCAGCUGUGCAUUGGCUGCAGGAGGAGGCAGAGCGGGUACUGUGGAUUGGCCCAGACACACCAGGCUACACAGUGGCCAGCUCAGCGCAGCAGCACAGCCUGGUCCUACUGGAUGUGGGCCGACAGCACCAGGGCAUCUACAACUGUAUCGCAUCCAAUGCUGCUGGCCAGGCCCUCUGCUCCGCCAGCCUACGUGUCUCUGGCUUGCCCAGGGAGGUGGAGUCAGUGGGGGAGACAGCUGGGGUGAAGGAGGCCCUCAUCUCUACCUUUCUUCAGGGGACCCAAGCUGUCUCCGAACAGAUGCUGGAACCUGCAGGUUUCACUGACCUUGCUGGGCAAAAAGGAGAGCCCCUGACACCUAAGGCCCAUGGCCACUUGUCCCUGGCUGAGGUGGGCACAGAGGAGUUCCUGCAGAAGCUGACCUCACAAAUAACAGAGAUGGUGUCGGCCAAGAUCACUCAGGCCAAGCUGCAGGUGCCUGGAGGUGACAGUGACGAGGAGUCCAAGACACCGUCCGCAUCCCCCCGGCAUGGCCGCUCCCGCCCCUCCUCUAUUGUCCAGGAGUCGUCCUCAGAGUCAGAAGAUGGAGACUCCCGGGGAGAGAUCUUUGAUAUCUAUGUGGUCACAGCUGACUACCUGCCUCUGGGGGCUGAGCAGGACACCAUCUCGCUGCGGGAGGGCCAGUAUGUGGAGGUGUUGGACUCAGCCCACCCUCUGCGCUGGCUUGUGCGCACCAAGCCCACCAAGUCCAGCCCCUCACGACAGGGCUGGGUAUCCCCUGCCUACCUGGACAAGCGGCUCAAGCUGUCACCUGAGUGGGGGCCUGCUGAGGUCCCCGAGUUCCCUAAGGAAGCUGUGUCUGAGGAUGAGUAUAAGAGGCGGCUGAGCUCCGUCAUCCAGGAACUGCUGAGCUCCGAGCAGGCCUUUGUGGGCAAGCUGCAGUUCCUGCAGAGCCACCACAUGGAGUACCUGGACCACUGCCCCCAUGUGCCUGCCACCGUGGUCAGCCAGAAGGCUGUCAUUUUCCGUAACCUGCAGGAACUCAGCCACUUCCAUAGCAGCUUCCUGCAGGAGCUGCAGAUCUGUGACACAGAUGAUGAUGUGGCCAUGUGCUUCAUUAAGAACCAGGUGGCCUUCGAGAAGUACUUGGAGUUCCUGGUGGGCCGAGUGCAGGCCGAGUCAGUGGUGGUCAGCACGGCUGUGCAGGAAUUCUACAAGAAAUACUCAGAGGAGGUGCUGUCGGCUGCUGACCCCUCACAGCCACCCCCACCCCCGCUACAGCACUUCCUGGAGCAGCCAGUCCAGCGGGUCCAGCAGUACCAGGCCCUGCUCAAGGAGCUGAUCCGCAACAAGGCUCGGAACCGGCAGAACUGCACACUGCUGGAGCAGGCCUAUGCAGUAGUGUCUGCCCUGCCUCAGCGUGCCGAGAACCAGCUGCAUGUUUCGCUCAUGGAAAACUACCCGGGCACCCUGGAAGCCCUGGGCGAGCCCAUCCGCCAGGGCCACUUCAUCGUGUGGGAGGGGGCACCGGGUGCAAGGAUGCCCUGGAAGGGCCACCACCGCCACGUCUUCCUGUUCCCACACCACCUGGUAGUCUGCAAGCCCAGGAGGGACUCACAUACCGAUACCUUCAGCUAUGUGUUCCGGAACAUGAUGAAGCUGAGCAACAUCGACCUGAAUGAGCAGGUGGAGGGGGAUGACCGCGCCUUCGAGGUGUGGCAUGAGCGGGAGGACUCGGUGCGCAAGUUCCUCCUGCAGGCACGGACUGUCAUCACCAAGAAUACCUGGGUGAAGGAGAUCAGCAGCAUCCAGCAGCGUCUGGCCCUGCCUGUCUGGCGGCCCCCAGAUUUUGAGGAAGAGCUGGCCGACUGCACAGCUGAGCUGGGUGAAACAGUCAAGCUGGCCUGCCGUGUGAUUGGCACACCCAAGCCUGUCAUCAGCUGGUACAAAGAUGGGAAGCCAGUAGAGGUGGAUCCUCACCACAUUCUCAUUGAAGACCCAGAUGGCUCAUGCACUCUCAUUCUGGACAACCUGACUGGUGCUGACUCUGGCCAGUACAUGUGCUUUGCAGCCAGCACUGCUGGCACAGCCAGCACCCUGGGCAAGAUCCUGGUACAGGUUCCUCCACGGUUUGUGAACAAGCUCCGGGCAGUGCCUUUUGUGGAAGGAGAGGACGCCCAGGUCACCUGCACCAUCGAAGGUGUUCCACACCCUCAGAUCAGGUGGUACAAGGAUGGGGCCCUGCUGUCCACUGGCGGAAAGUACCGGACCCUGAGUGAGCCACGCAGUGGCCUGCUCAAGCUGGAGAUCCAGGAGGCCAGCAAGGAAGAUAUGGGCUACUACGAGUGCGAGCUGGUGAACCGGCUGGGCUCGACACGGGGCGGCCUGGAGCUGGGCCUGCAGGGCUCCACACUACAGGCCGGGGAACAGCGCCACCGCCGGGAGCAUACCACUGCCAUGAUGGAAGCUGCCCUGGAGAAAAAGGACCAGGACAUCAGGUCUCUCCAGAGGAUGCUGAUGGGCCCUGAGGCUCCAGGAACCUCUACAGGCGACCACGCCAGCCUAAUCCCCAGGGAACCACUUGCUCUCCAGGAGGCCAGCUCCCAGCUCCUAUGCACAGAGGCUGCACAUGAACCUGCAGAGCCCAGGCAGGUGCUGCAGUCCCUUCAACCUAUGAGUCAGGGUCAAGGCUCGGAGCCCCUCUCCAUGGCACACAAACAAACUGUUCCCAUCAGGGUGGAGUCCACAGCCUGGCCAGAGACAGGGGCCACAGAGCUCUGGGAUGUCUGCAGCCAUGUGUUCACAGAGACCACUCACCGGACAUAUGUGUACCAGGCUGGCGAUGCGGGGGCCACAGGGCCCCCAUCCAUGCAGAUCACCAUCGAGGAUGUGCAGGCACAGAGGGGCGGCACAGCGAAAUUCCAGGCUGUCAUCGAGGGUAACCCACAGCCCACAGUGACCUGGUAUAAGGACAACGUCCAGCUGGUGGACAGCACAUGGCUCAGCCAGCAGCAGGAAGGGACAGCCUAUUCUCUGGUGCUCAGGAAUGUGGGCCAGCAUGACGCUGGUGUUUACACCUGCCUGGCCCAAAAUGCUGGUGGCCAGGUGCUGUGCAAGGCAGAGCUGCUGGUGCAUGGGGGGGACAGCAACCUGGACCUAGAAAAGCAAAGCUGUCGGAGAAAACUGCACUCUUUCUACGAGGUCAAAGAAGAGAUUGGGAGGGGUGUGUUUGGCUUCGUGAAAAGAGUGCAGCACAAGGGCAACCAGAUGUCCUGUGCUGCCAAGUUCAUCCCCCUACGGAGCAGGACACGUACCCAGGCUUACCGGGAGAGAGACGUGCUUGCGGAGCUGAGCCACCCACUAGUCACUGCGCUGCUGGACCAGUUUGAGACUCGCAAAACUCUCAUCCUUGUCCUGGAGCUGUGCUCCUCAGAGGAACUGCUGGACCGCCUGUUUAAGAAGAGCGUGGUGACAGAAGCAGAGGUCAAAGUCUACAUCCAGCAGCUGGUGGAGGGGCUGCACUACCUGCACAGCCAUGGCAUCCUACACCUGGACAUAAAGCCCCCCAACAUCCUGAUGGUGCAUCCUGCUCGGGAAGACAUUAAAAUCUGCGACUUCGGCUUUGCCCAAAAGAUCACCCAGACAGAGCCAAAGUACAGCAAGUAUGGGUCCCCUGAGUUUGUGUCCCCUGAGAUCAUCGAGCAGAACCCUGUCAGUGAGGCUUCUGAUAUCUGGGCUAUGGGGGUCAUCUCCUACCUCAGCCUGACCUGCUCAUCCCCAUUUGCCGGCGAGAGUGACCGAGCAACCCUCCUGAAUGUGCUGGAGGGGCGGGUGUCCUGGGGCAGCCCAGUGGCUGCACACCUCAGCCAGGAUGCUCAGGACUUCAUUAGGGCUGCCCUGCAGAGAGCUCCAGAAGCCCGGCCCAGUGCAGCCCAGUGUCUUGCCCACCCCUGGUUUUUGAAAUCCCUGCCUGCAGAGGAGGCCCACUUCAUCAACACCAAGCAGCUCAAAUUCCUCCUGGCCCGCAGCCGCUGGCAGCGCUCCCUGAUGAGCUACAAGUCCAUCCUGGUGAUGCGUUCCAUCCCGGAGCUGCUCCAGGGCCCGCCAGACAGCCCGUCUCUUGGAGUGGCCCGGCACCUGCGUGGUGAUGCCAGUACCUCUUCUAGUAGCACCUCGUCCUCCGACAACGAGCUGGCACCCUUCGCCCGGGCCAAGUCUCUGCCACCCUCUCCUGUGACUCACUCCCCCCUUAUGCACCCACGGGGUUUCCUGCGUCCAUCUGCCAGCCUGCCAGAAGAGGCUGAGGCCUGUCUUCCCAUGGAGGCAGCACCCCUGCCUGAGGCACCUGGGGGCUCAGAGUCCCCAGUUGCCCCAGGCUGUGUGCCCCGGCAAAGCAUUAUCCACAGCCUGUUCUACCAGCAGGCAGGCAAGAGCCUGGAGUGUGGGGCCCUGGCCAAGGGCAGCAGACGGAUCCCUGUGCGGCAGAGGCACCUCCUCAAGGGUGGGUACUUUGCGGGCCCCCUGCCUGGCCUUCGAGAGCCACUGCUGGAGCACCAGGCACUGGAGGAGGAGGCCGCCCAGGAGGAGCAGGCUGCCCCGAUGGCCAAGGCACCCUCCUUAGAUACUUCCCUGAGGCUGCCUGGUACCAGCGCCAGCACCCCUGGAGGCCCCCACCACUGCAGCCACUCCCUGGAUGUUGACCUUGCACAUUCUGCCAUCUCCUCUGCAGAGGCCUGCCAUGAGGGCCAGUGUUUCACCCCUGCCCUCUGGGGCCACCAGGAGGCCCUGGGAGGAGAGAAUGUGCCUAGAGAGGUCAAAGAUGUCAUGGAGAGGGGGUUUCCAAAAGGACGGGGACUAUGUUCAUCCACCGGUGGGGAUCCUGGCUUUGCUGAGCAAGAGGGGUUGUCCCAGGACAGCUGUGGGGGGCAGCUAGCUCCUUUUAGUCACCCCCAGUGGGGUCCUUCCCCCAGGAAGGGUUGUGAUGCCCCAGUGGCUGUUGCAUCCCAAGCUCCUGGUGCCUUUCCUCCAGAGCACUGCUCGGAGGCUCUCUUGGCAACCCCGAGACCCCUCUUCUCUGGUGAACUCCAGGCUCCCUUCUCCCCAGCUCAAGCAAGCCUCCCGUCAGGCUCUAGGAGGGAGCUGGAAGCCACCCCUCUCCCUGGGAGGGCCAAUCUUCCAAGUUCUCCAGGGCUAGCCUCCCCAUCUGGCACAGAACCUGGCCUGCCCCCGGACGUCAAGGCUCUGGCCCAGGAGACAGAGGACCUAUGUGAGUCUGAGCUCAGCCCUCCUUGGCCUCAGGAGCAGGCAACCUCACGCAAGUUCUCCCUUGGGCACCGUGGAGGCUACGCAGGGGUGGCCGGCUACGGCGCCUUUGCCUUUGGUGGGGAUGCGGGAGGCAUGCUGGGACAGGGGCCCCUGUGGUCCAGGAUGGCCUGGGGUACCUCUCAGUCCUUGGAGGAACAGGAUGAAACAGGGGCUCAGAGCCCACACCCCCAGGCCAGUGCGGUGUCCCUGCCAGAGGGCUGUGAAGUCCCCACAAGGGCCUUCCCAGAGCUGACCUUGUGCGAAGACUUCGGCUGGGGGUCCCAGGUGUCACUGGUACAAAUCCAGGACCUGUCAGGGGACACUGAGGCAGCUGACACUGUGUCUCUGGACAUAUCAGAGGUGGAGCCAGCCUAUCUCAACCUGUCAGACCUGUAUGACAUCAAGUACCUCCCCUUUGAGUUCAUGAUCUUCAGGAGGGUCCCCAAGCCGGACCUGCCACCCUCCCCAGCAUCUGAGGCCAGGGAGGAGCUGGCUGAGUUCCCAGAGGCCCCGUUGCCCUGGCAGGGCCUCCCCACCGGCCUGGAGAUCAGAGAGGAGCUGGAGGACACAGGACUGCUGCUCAGGGAGGCAGGCAGCAACAGGAAACGCAGGUGGUCACCCCCCUCCAGGGGCCUCCUGUGCUCCUCCUCGAGGCAGGCGCUGUUGAAGGAGCCAGUGGAACUGGGGCUUCACCAGAGGAUGAGGGCCUCGGUGGCCCAUAUCUCCCGCCUCCUGAGGGGCAGGCUUCAAGGUCCAGAGAAGGAGGGGCCCCCCAGGAAAAAGGCAGGCCUAGCUUCCUUCCGGCUGUCAGACCAGAAGAACAGAGACCAAGCGCCAUAUUUCCUAAGGAAGCUAGUAGAUGAGACAGUGGUCCUGGGCCAGUCUGUGACUCUUGCCUGCCAGGUGUUGGCCCAGCCAUCGGCCCAGGCCACCUGGAAUAAAGACGGGGCCCCCCUGGAGAGCAGCAGCCGCCUCCUCAUCUCCUCCACGCUCAAGAAUUUCCACAUUCUGACCAUCCUGGCAGUGACUUCUGAGGACCUGGGUGUGUACACGUGCAGUGUGCGCAAUGCGCUGGGCACAGCGGCCACCAGAGCUGUCCUCCGGAAGGCAGAGUGCCCCCCAUCCUCCCCACGCCCAGACAUUGGGGAGGUGUACACAGAUGGGGUGCUGCUGGUCUGGAAGCCUAUGGAAUCCUGUGGCCCUGUGACCUACAUCGUGCAGUGCAGCCUGGAAGGUGGCAGCUGGAGCACACUGGCCUCGGACAUCUUUGAUUGCUGCUACCUGGCCAGGAAUCUUUCGAAGGGUGGUGUGUACACCUUCCGGACCGCGUGCGUCAGCAAGGCUGGCAUGGGCCCCUACAGCAGCCCCUCGGAGCAGGUCCUCCUUGGAGGGCCUGGCCACCUGGCCUCUGAGCAGGACAGCGGCCCUGCAUUGCUGACCCAUCUGCUCCCCAGCACACAGACCUUCGCCUUCCAGACGCAGAUCCGAAGGGGCCGCUUCAGCAUUGUGCGGCAGUGCCGGGAAAAGGCCAGUGGACGCCCACUGGCUGCCAAGAUCAUCCCCUACCGCCCAGAGGAAAAGACGACUGUGCUUCGAGAGUACGAGGCCCUCAAGGGCCUGUGUCACCCACACCUGGCCCAGUUGCAGGCUGCCUUCCUCAGCCCGCGGCACCUGGUCCUCAUGUUGGAGCUGUGCUCUGGGCCAGAGCUACUCCCCUGCCUGGCCCAGCGGGCCUCCUACUCAGAAUCUGAGGUGAAGGACUACCUGUGGCAGAUGCUGAGUGCUACCCAGUACCUGCAUGCACAGUGCAUCCUGCAUCUGGACCUCAGGUCUGAGAACAUGAUUGUCACGGAAUACAACCUGCUCAAGGUGGUCGACUUGGGCAAUGCUCAGAGCCUCACCCAGGAGACGGUCUUGCCCUCAGAGAGGUUCAAAGACUAUGUGGAGACCAUGGCUCCGGAGCUCCUGGAGGGCCAGGGUGCUGGUCCACAGACUGACAUUUGGGCCAUCGGUGUGACUGCAUUCAUCAUGCUGAGUGCCGAGUACCCAGUGAGCAGAGAGGGCAUGCGGGACAUGCAGAAAGACCUGCGGAGAGGGCUCAUAUUGCUGAGUCGCUGCUACGCCGGGCUGUCUGGGGGCGCCUUGGCCUUCCUGCAGAGUACGCUGUGUGCACACCCCUGGGGCCGGCCAAGUGCUUCCAGCUGCCUGCAGUGCCCAUGGCUGACUGAGGAGGGCCCAGCCUGCUCUCAGCCUUCCACUGUGACCUUUCCCACUGGGCAUCUGCGCGCCUUUGUGCGUGAGCGUGAGAAGAGACGGGCACUGCUGUACAAGAAGCACAACCUGGCGCAGGUGUACUGAGCACUUGGCCCUGCAGGAUCACAAAACCAGUGGCCACAUGCACACAGGGCACUGUGGGCCUGGCCCCUACAAGCUGUAUCCACCAAUAAAAACCAGCACCACAGGAGG
Artibeus jamaicensis (Jamaican fruit-eating bat) is the source of this 23594-nucleotide messenger RNA. It is a transcript of the gene OBSCN, whose product is annotated as obscurin, cytoskeletal calmodulin and titin-interacting RhoGEF. NCBI's taxonomy places the organism in Eukaryota, Metazoa, Chordata, Mammalia, Chiroptera, Phyllostomidae. Gene Ontology annotation, molecular function: ATP binding; protein kinase activity; guanyl-nucleotide exchange factor activity. The record is from RefSeq and is a predicted model, not a curated record. Gene Ontology annotation, biological process: protein phosphorylation.